AUGGCUCUGAGGGUCAAUUCUAUAACAGUCCAAUUCACUAGGCUGCCCCUCGGCAUAUCAUGGACUGGCCUACGCUUCAAGUCCUCAACUUCAAAUAGGGAGAAAGAGUUAGCGGCGUCCACAUUUGCAAAGCACCAUGGAGAGAAAAUAUGGAUAUACAGUCACAUAUUAGAGGGCAUGACGGUGUACUCGCAUAGGCCCGUGCUCAAGGCGAACAAGGCGCUAAGACAGCUCUCCUUCAACGGCAAGAAACUCAAGCCUAGCAAGUUCCGACGUGACUACUGGCGGCCCUUCGCCAUGAUACAGUUCCCUGAGGGCCUCGGCAACGUGGGGCAGAACGUAUAUCAACGCUUGCGAGAGUGCAAGAAAUUGCACGAGCUAUCGUGGGACAACGACAUGUUUUAUGACAAGGAAGGAAAGCCCCUGACGAAGCACGAGCGGGGCUCGAAGAUCAACGACCAGAAGACCAACACGGUUGCCGACAUAGCUGCGGUGCUCGGGGGACUAGGGAAGGGCAAUCUGAUUUGGAUGACCGUGUCACAGGACCCGAAAAUACUUGCCAACCUAGAAGCGGGAGAUGACAAGCACCUCAAGAAGGAGAGCGACGCUGUUAAGGCCCGAGUCAAAGCUCAGGUCUGGUGGGCCGAUGAUCAAGACCGGCACUUCGCAAAAAGCUGGCCUCCUAAUGUCACACACCACCGCUUCGACCAAGCCGCUAUAGAGGAGAUGGGAUGGGACGCCAAAACGCUCCCGGAGCAAGACUCGAAAUCGGGAGAAGCAGCAAAAGAAGGCGAGGAUCAGGAGGGGACGGACAACAAGGAGGCGGCAGACCAGAAGCCAGCCGACCAAAAAGAGGUAGGCCAGAAGAGGACAGAUCAAAAGGAGGCAGGCCAAAAGAACUCUCUAUAA
Molecule: messenger RNA, 909 nt
Organism: Daldinia decipiens
Lineage: Eukaryota; Fungi; Ascomycota; Sordariomycetes; Xylariales; Hypoxylaceae
Product: transcriptional regulation of mitochondrial recombination-domain-containing protein
Exons: 2
Coding region: 1-909 (302 amino acids)
Biological process (GO): DNA recombination; positive regulation of mitochondrial DNA replication
Cellular component (GO): mitochondrial large ribosomal subunit; nucleus
Molecular function (GO): single-stranded DNA binding; structural constituent of ribosome; DNA strand exchange activity
Source: RefSeq, a predicted model, not a curated record